This is a messenger RNA of Microtus ochrogaster (prairie vole), 1287 nucleotides long. RefSeq names its product napsin A aspartic peptidase (gene Napsa). Gene Ontology annotation, cellular component: lysosome. The record is from RefSeq and is a predicted model, not a curated record. Gene Ontology annotation, biological process: proteolysis. Lineage: Eukaryota; Metazoa; Chordata; Mammalia; Rodentia; Cricetidae. Gene Ontology annotation, molecular function: aspartic-type endopeptidase activity.
CGCCGUGGAUGCUACUGUGCCUGCUGUUACUGGGGAGUUUGGAGCCUGCAGGGGCCACGCUGAUCCGAGUCCCUCUUCGCCGAGUCCACCCUGCACACAGCAUCUUAAGCCCACUGAGUGGAUGGGGACAGCCAGCAGAGCCUCCUAGGACCGCCACCUCUGGUGACGAGCCCACCUUUGUGCCUCUGUCCAAGUUCAUGAACACGCAGUAUUUUGGAGCCAUUGGUUUGGGGACGCCUCCUCAGAACUUCACAGUUGUCUUUGACACGGGCUCUUCAAAUCUCUGGGUGCCCUCCUCGAGAUGUCAUUUCUUCAGUUUGCCCUGCUGGUUUCACCAUCGUUUCAACCCCAAGGCUUCCAGCUCCUUUCGGCCCAAUGGAACCAAGUUUGCCAUUCAGUACGGGACUGGGCGGCUGAACGGAAUCCUGAGCCAGGAGAAUCUGACUAUCGGAGGAAUCCAGGGUACCUCUGUGACUUUUGGAGAGGCUCUGUGGGAGUCCAGCCUGUUUGCUUUUGCUCGCUUUGAUGGGAUCCUGGGCCUCGGUUUCCCAACUCUGUCUGUGGGAGGAGUUCAGCCUCCGCUGGACUCGAUGGUGGAACAGGGGCUGCUGGAGAAGCCCAUCUUCUCCUUUUACCUCAACAGAGAUGCUGAGGGGUCUGAUGGAGGAGAGCUGGUCCUGGGGGGCUCAGAUCCAGCCCACUACAUACCCCCCCUCACUUUCAUACCAGUCACCGUCCCUGCCUACUGGCAGGUCCACAUGGAGAGUGUGAAGGUUGGUACAGGGCUGACUCUCUGUGCCCAGGGCUGUGAUGCCAUCCUAGACACAGGCACAUCUCUAAUCACAGGACCUAGAGAGGAGAUCCGGGCCUUGAAUAAGGCCAUUGGGGGAUUUCCCUUCCUGGCUGGGCAGUACCUCAUCCAGUGUUCCAAGAUCCCAGAGCUUCCCCCCGUCUCCUUCCACCUUGGUGGAGUCUGGUUUAACCUCACAGGCCAGGACUAUGUUAUUAAGAUUCUUAAGAGCGAUGUUGGCCUCUGCCUGUUGGGCUUCCAAGCUUUGGACGUUCCGAAGCCUGCAGGACCCCUCUGGAUCCUCGGAGACGUCUUUUUGGGGCCCUAUGUGGCUGUCUUCGACCGAGGAGAUAAAACCAAUGGCCCGCGCGUGGGUCUGGCACGUGCUCAGUCUAGUGCAACGGGGCCGGCAGGAAGAAGGGUUGCCCAGGUGCAGUUCCCCAGAGGACGCCCCAUUUAGGAUACAGGCACACAGGGCUUACAAAGGCUAUGCUUCU